UUAAUUCCAGUAGGUGGCAGCAAUGCAACUCUUUGGAUGCAAACCGCCAUUAAAAACCAAAGAAGAAGAAGAAAAACAGAACUCUUCAAGAACUUCCGGGGCGACAAAGAGGAAGAAGACGACGACAGUUUGAAAGAUGGCGGCGCACACGCAGAAGAAUAACAAGCCGGGGAAACCCGGAGGAAAAGAGGCUCAGCCUCUGAUUAUCGCCAAAACUCCGGCGGAGGAGCAGCGUCUGAGGCUGGAGAGGCUGAUGCGGAACCCGGAUAAAGCCGCUCCCAUCCCGGACCGGCCCAAAGAGUGGAACCCGCGAGCUCCGCCGGAGUUCGUCCGGGACGUGAUGGGCUCCAGCGCCGGAGCAGGCAGCGGAGAGUUCCACGUUUACCGACACCUCCGCCGCAGAGAGUACCAGAGACAGGACUUCCUGGACAAGAUAGCAGAUAAACUGGAUGAGGACCAGCAGUACCUGGACAAGGUGGAGCAGAACAAACAGGAGGCGGAGGAACGGACCGCCAAGCGCCGGAAGAAGCGCGAGAAGCUGAAGCAGAAGAAGCUGAUGGCGAAGAAGGCGAAGCUGGAGUCCAAGAACAAGGAGGACGAAGAGGACAAGAGCUCGGACAGCAGCGAGGAGGACAAGGAGGAAGAGGAGGAGAGAGAGGCUGAGGAUGAUGCAGAGGCUCCUAGCUUCAUCAUGGGGAGGAAAUGACGUCCUGUGUGUCCUGCAGGGUGACCGCCAGGACCGGGACUGCUGGGUUUAAUGCCUCUUAGUGACACUGUGGAUGAUCGGACAUGAAGACCAGGAUCACACAACUUCUCAUGUGCAUCCAGGUUAAAGAGCCCCGUACAAGAGAAUCUGCUUCCUGUUUUACUGCCAGAAAAAAAUGGAUGGAUGGAUUUCUGAAGGGGCCCUGGGACCCGGAGUGUCAGGGGGCCCCUGGCUUUCACUUACAAAAUGUCAGAUUAACACUUUUUAUCUUUCUUAUUGUGUCUAAUUCACACAGACUGACCAGGAAGAGACUCAAAAUGACCACAGAGUGUCAUGUUCUCAUCCCAACUCAUCACAUAUCACCGUUUCCUAAGUCCACUUUCACGUCUGUGUCUGUUGUUGCCGUUCUGUGAGGCCGUGUCAAAUUACGCUUGUUAUAUGCGUUGUUUCUUUUCAAAUCACACCUCCAUUUUUACAGGAAAUGGACAGUUUCUGCUCGUACGAUGCAUGCAGUCUUUGUCAGUAAAACACUUCAUAUAUACGUUUAUCUCCUUGUGCAACAAACACAAGGUGGUUAUGUCUGGCAAAAAACAUCAUGGUUUAGCUCAGCAUUCACACAGGAAGUGAACAGCGGCCUCCCAGGUGGAAGUCUGGGGCUUGUCAGAUUCAUCCACCUCCACUCCCACACACCCUAUAGAGACUUUACAGCUCCUUAUGUGACGUUGUUAGCAGCAGUGUUUCAAACUGAAGCCACCCGACGGCAAAAGGUGCCUUUUUACGUUCGUGUCUGACGCUGAAAUCACUGACGACAUGGCAAUAUUUGAUGACUUGGGAAUCAGAACGGGCUGCAGAGAGACACGAACUCACAGAAAGAUCCAUAACAUGUGCUGUGUGUGUAGGAGCAGAGGUGGGGCCCUUUGUGCGUCAUUGCGAUUAUGCUCUCCAUAAUCUCUCUGCAGUGUUUUUCAUGUGUCAGCUGGCAGGGCAGGUGUGCUGUCGUCUUCAGGGCUUCUCGAGUUUGUCAAAAAUUUGUGAUAAUUAUUAAGAACUCUGAUUGAUUUGAAUAGUUUUAAUAAAAAUGUGAAUACACACAGACA
Messenger RNA from Epinephelus moara (kelp grouper), 1803 nucleotides. It is a transcript of the gene prkrip1, whose product is annotated as PRKR interacting protein 1. Gene Ontology annotation, biological process: negative regulation of protein kinase activity. The record is from RefSeq and is a predicted model, not a curated record. Gene Ontology annotation, molecular function: protein kinase inhibitor activity; double-stranded RNA binding; protein kinase binding. The coding region runs from base 137 to 706 and encodes 189 amino acids. The transcript has a single exon. Lineage: Eukaryota; Metazoa; Chordata; Actinopteri; Perciformes; Serranidae. Gene Ontology annotation, cellular component: nucleolus.